This is a messenger RNA of Penicillium arizonense, 1842 nucleotides long. RefSeq names its product exonuclease V. Gene Ontology annotation, molecular function: single-stranded DNA 5'-3' DNA exonuclease activity. The transcript is spliced from 3 exons. NCBI's taxonomy places the organism in Eukaryota, Fungi, Ascomycota, Eurotiomycetes, Eurotiales, Aspergillaceae. Gene Ontology annotation, cellular component: mitochondrion; nucleus. The record is from RefSeq and is a predicted model, not a curated record. Gene Ontology annotation, biological process: interstrand cross-link repair. Bases 1 to 1842 code for a protein of 613 amino acids.
AUGUACGGAACUGACCAAGAUUCCAACUACGGUUCCGACUUCAACACAGACGAAGAGGAAUUACUAGACGACCUCCUCAAAGCCGUCGCGGAACACGCGACCGUCCAGCCCGCCACUCCCAUCCCGACUCCAAUCCCGACCUCGACCUCGACCGCCCCGGAACAAACAUCCACAAGAUCGGAGAUCCCCGAUCCAGACCUCGAAUCUCUCCAUCCCACGGUAAUUGAAGCCCUCCUUGUCGAUAUCGAGGAUGGCGCUGGCUUUGCGGAACCGGGUACAGGUACACGGCUACCUAAGGUGCUGGGCCGGGAAGCGUCCCGUUCACCAUGGCGGUCGGGCCAACAGGGUCAAUCAGGUCGCGCGGGCGGGUCUGGCAGGAUGGCGAGUAGGGCGAGUACAAGUGCAAGUGCAAGUCCGCGCGCUGGCAACAGCAACAGGGCCAGCCCGUUUGUCGAGCACUCCAAUUCAACGGAAGGCAGAACAAUAGAGCGUGAGCGUAGCGCAGCACGCGAGCAGGAAUGGAUGCAGCAAGAUCCCGACGUUACGGCACUCGACACUCGAUCGCCCGUUGAACGGUUCCGCCGACAUCCCAAUAAAGCGUUUUCAGUUACGGACCUUGUUUCGCCUGCUUGGUGUGAGCUGCAGUAUUGGUAUACUCUUACCAAGCAUGGACGGAAGAAGCGCACUCCUGCUAUGCUGAGGGGUAGUUCUGUGCAUAAGACUCUCGAGGAUGAGAUUUAUACGACUGUCCCAGUGGAGAUUACGACGAAGGAGGAUGCGUGGGGCCUUCGGAUUUGGAAUAUUAUCCAGGGUUUGCGCAUGCUGCGUGAGUAUGGUGUUACGCGUGAGAUGGAGGUUUGGGGCCUUGUUGAUGGGGAAAUUGUUAAUGGGGUUAUUGAUCAAUUGUCUUAUGAGUGUCCGGAUCCUGGGCUUGAGGGGACAGCUGCUGGGUAUUAUGCUGAUCUUGCCGCUUCGAGGGCUGCGUUGCCUGAGUAUCAGAUGUCUUUGUCGGACUUUUUGCUUUCUUCUGCGCAGGGCGGGAGGAGCCUUCCUGAAUGGGGUCAGGGUGGUGGUGAGGAGGUGGCUGUUCCAGAGGAGCUGGAGCUGAAAUUGCCUGCGGAGGUUUAUGGUCUCCCCCGGGUCUACAUGACGGAUGUCAAGACCAAGGCCAGUCGGUCUAUACCGACUGUUAAGAGUACCGGAUUUCGGCCUACUCUUCUCCAGUUGCAGCUCUAUUAUCACAUGCUCAACCGUCUCAUUACAAGCGACGAUGUGACGAUCGACGUCCUCGCUGCUCGGUAUAACUUCAAUCCGGAAAGUUCAUUCACGAAUGCAUUCGUCUCGGAAGUCGGCGGACUGAACGAUGAAUUCUUCGAUGCACUUUCUUCCGAGGAAUGCGAAGCGAGUCCCACACCAGACGCAAAGAACCCAGCGUCAAGCCCUCCCGCCAGCCAAGACUCAACCAGCAUCCUCAUGACACACAAUACCCUCUCCCGUCUAUGGGCUUUCAUGAAAGACCAACUUCGCCUCACGUUCCUCCCAGAAGCAACCUCUACAUCCAUCGCACCAUCCAUACCAUCAACCUCCCAACCAGAAAUUCUCGAGGAGUAUCAAACCCUCCUCUCCCCGGUCCUCACGGCCCGGUACCUCUCUUCCGCCGCUGAGGAUGAGUCUCAAUCCCGCCACCUGGGAAGUCGAUCAUUCCUCUACGAUCCUACGACCAUGACCUCCUACCUAUCCGACCAGAUGACCUGGUGGCGUGGUGAGCGCGAUCCCCGCGGUGUGGAGGUUAUGGAUGCGUGGAAGUGUCGGAUUUGUGAAUUCCGGGAUGAGUAUAUAUGA